CGGCCCUCGGGAACAGCGCGACGGCCCGCGGCGGCCCGGCGGCAUCGCUGCGGCGGGCGCGAGCGGGAUGCGGCGGCCCCCCGGGACCCCGGCGAGCCGGCCCUGACGCGGGGUCCCCGGCCUCCCAGUGCCCAGUUCCUCCGAGCCCGGCCCCGCGCGGAUGCCUCCCAGGAUGAAUGAGAUGAACCUGAGCCCGGUGGGGAUGGAGCAGCUGACUUCAUCCUCCGUGAGCAAUGCCUUGCCAGUCUCGGGGAGUCACCUGGGCUUGGCUGCGUCCCCCACUCACAAUGCCAUCCCUGCUCCAGGCCUGCCAGUGGCAAUUCCAAACCUGGGUCCCUCCCUGAGCUCUCUGCCUUCUGCCUUGUCCCUGAUGCUCCCCAUGGGCAUUGGGGAUCGAGGAGUGAUGUGUGGGUUACCUGAAAGAAACUACACCCUACCUCCGCCACCGUACUCCCACCUGGAAAGCAGUUACUUCAGAACCAUUCUACCUGGCAUCUUAUCGUACUUAGCAGACCGCCCGCCCCCGCAGUAUAUCCACCCCAACUCCAUAAACGUCGACGGGAACGCGGCCUUGUCUAUCGCCAACAACCCCUCGGCGCUCGAUCCCUACCAGCCCAGCGGGACCGUCGGCUUGGAACCGGGCAUCGUGUCCAUAGACUCGCGCUCUGUCAGCACACAUGGGGCCCAGAGUCUCCACCCCGGCGAUGGCCACGAGGUGGCCUUGGACACCACGAUCACGAUGGAGAACGUCUCCCGGGUGACCAGCCCCAUCUCCACCGACGGCAUGGCGGAGGAGCUGGCGAUGGACGGCGUGGCAGGCGAGCACCCCCCGAUGCCCACCGGUGCCCGCAGUCACGAGGCGCUGGCCGUGGAGUCCGUGAGCAGCAGCCUCGCAGCAGACCCCGUGGGCCACGGCGCCGUGCUCCCCCUCCACGGCAACGGCCUGGAGCUGCCCGUGGUCAUGGAGACGGACCACAUUGCCAGCCGCGUCGGCGGGAUGCCGGACGGUGCCCUGGGGGACUCCAUGCACACCGUGGCCAUGAGCGGCAACUCUGUAAGCGUGGCACUCUCUACCUCACACAACCUCGCCUCCCUAGAGUCCGUUUCCCUUCACGAAGUUGGCCUCAGCCUCGAGCCCGUGGCCGUCUCCUCCAUCACCCCGGAGGUUGCCAUGGGGACAGGCCAUGUAGAUGUGGCUACCGACAGUCUUUCUUUUGUACCACCUUCUCUGCAAAUGGAAGACUCCAAUUCAAACAAGGAAAAUAUGGCAACCUUGUUUACAAUUUGGUGCACGCUGUGUGACCGAGCCUACCCGUCAGACUGUCCUGAGCACGGGCCCGUGACCUUCAUUCCCGACACUCCGAUCGAGAGCAGAGCGAGGCUGUCUCUCCCGAAGCAGCUCGUUCUCCGCCAGUCAAUUGUAGGCGCAGAUGUUGGUGUGUGGACGGGAGAGACCAUUCCAGUGCGAACGUGCUUUGGGCCUCUCAUCGGCCAGCAGAGCCACUCCAUGGAAGUAGCCGAGUGGACGGAUAAGGCAGUCAAUCAUAUCUGGAAGGUCAGUAUCUACCACAAUGGAGUUCUAGAAUUCUGCAUCAUCACAACUGACGAAAAUGAAUGUAAUUGGAUGAUGUUUGUGCGCAAAGCCAGGAACCGGGAGGAGCAGAACUUGGUGGCUUAUCCCCAUGAUGGAAAAAUCUAUUUCUGCACUUCACAAGACAUCCCUCCUGAAAACGAACUGCUCUUCUAUUACAGCCGGGAUUAUGCGCAGCAAAUCGGUGUCCCUGAGCACCCGGACGUGCACCUCUGUAACUGCGGCAAGGAGUGCAGUUCCUACGCGGAAUUCAAAGCCCACCUGACGAGCCACAUCCACAGCCAUCUUCCCAGCCAGGGCCACGGCAGUGGCCACGGGCCCAGCCACGGCAAGGAAAGGAAGUGGAAGUGCUCCAUGUGCCCCCAGGCGUUUAUCUCCCCGUCUAAACUGCACGUCCACUUUAUGGGCCACAUGGGCAUGAAGCCCCAUAAGUGCGACUUCUGUAGCAAGGCCUUCAGCGAUCCCAGCAACCUGCGGACCCACCUCAAGAUCCACACGGGUCAGAAGAACUACAGGUGCGCCCUGUGCGACAAGUCCUUCACCCAGAAGGCCCACCUGGAGUCCCACAUGGUCAUCCACACGGGCGAGAAGAACCUCAAGUGUGACUACUGCGACAAGCUCUUCAUGCGGCGCCAGGACCUCAAGCAGCACGUGCUCACCCACACACAAGAACGCCAGAUCAAGUGUCCCAAGUGUGAUAAACUGUUCUUGAGAACAAAUCACUUAAAGAAACAUCUCAAUUCACACGAAGGAAAACGGGAUUAUGUCUGUGAAAAAUGUACAAAGGCUUAUCUAACCAAAUAUCAUCUCACUCGCCAUCUGAAAACCUGCAAAGGACCCACCUCCAGUUCCUCGGCCCAAGAGGAAGAGGAGGAGGAGGACUCUGAGGAAGAAGAACUGACGGACCCCGUGGGGGCGGGAGACUGUCGGGUCAGCAGCGCCGUGUAUGCAGACGAGCCUCUCUCUGCACGGAAAUGAAACCAAGAAGGAGACUUCUUUUGGGUGGAGAAGACAAAAGGAGCAACACAUGUAACCAGUUAUC
This is a messenger RNA of Sorex fumeus (smoky shrew), 2633 nucleotides long. RefSeq names its product PR/SET domain 4 (gene PRDM4). Bases 161 to 2569 code for a protein of 802 amino acids. Lineage: Eukaryota; Metazoa; Chordata; Mammalia; Eulipotyphla; Soricidae. Gene Ontology annotation, biological process: cell fate commitment; regulation of transcription by RNA polymerase II; transcription by RNA polymerase II. Gene Ontology annotation, cellular component: cytoplasm; nucleus. The record is from RefSeq and is a predicted model, not a curated record. The transcript is spliced from 11 exons. Gene Ontology annotation, molecular function: histone deacetylase binding; RNA polymerase II cis-regulatory region sequence-specific DNA binding; DNA-binding transcription factor activity, RNA polymerase II-specific.